CACGCCCCCUGCACGCGCCCCCUCCCCUCCCGGUAAUCCUCCGUCCUCUGCAGGCAUCAUGGCGGAAAUUAAAACUGGGAUCUUUGCGAAGAACGUGCAGAAACGGCUGAACCGCGCACAGGAGAAGGUUCUUCAGAAACUUGGAAAAGCUGAUGAGACCAAAGAUGAGCAGUUUGAACAAGUGGUUAUUAACUUCAAGAGACAAGAGUCUGAAGGUGCUCGGCUGCAGAGGGAGAUGAAGGCCUACAUGUCUGCCAUCAAAGGCAUGCAGCAGGCGUCCAUCAACCUGACACAGUCUCUCCAUGAGGUCUACGAACCAGACUGGCACGGCAAGGACGACAUCGUGACCAUUGGGAAGGACUGUGAUGCAUUGUGGGAAGACUUUCAUAACAAAUUGGUCGACUCGACUCUGCUGAACCUCGAUGGAUACCUGCAGCAGUUCCCCGACCUAAAGGUUCGUGUGGCCAAAAGAAGUCGGAAACUCAUCGACUAUGACAGCGCUCGUCAUCAGCUGGAAUCUUUGCAGGCACCUGGGAUGAAGAAUGACAGGAAGAUUAUGAAGGCAGAGGAAGAGCUUAAAAAGGCUCAGAAAGUCUUUGAUGAGCUAAAUGUGGGUCUGCAGGAUGAGCUGCCAACCCUCUGGGAUCGGUGAGUGAGGCAAACACAAACCGACUGAAGCUGUGCAUGGAUC
Molecule: messenger RNA, 691 nt
Organism: Cyprinodon variegatus (sheepshead minnow)
Lineage: Eukaryota; Metazoa; Chordata; Actinopteri; Cyprinodontiformes; Cyprinodontidae
Gene: amph
Product: amphiphysin
Exons: 7
Coding region: 59-652 (197 amino acids)
Biological process (GO): synaptic vesicle endocytosis
Cellular component (GO): plasma membrane; cytoplasm; synaptic vesicle
Molecular function (GO): protein binding; phospholipid binding
Source: RefSeq, a predicted model, not a curated record